Molecule: messenger RNA, 3432 nt
Organism: Orussus abietinus
Lineage: Eukaryota; Metazoa; Arthropoda; Insecta; Hymenoptera; Orussidae
Product: reticulophagy regulator 2
Exons: 6
Coding region: 1013-2038 (341 amino acids)
Source: RefSeq, a predicted model, not a curated record
UUUACGCAGUAUUCCGUUAUCCCGUGUGCACGUCGUUUCACUCGAGUCCACUCGAGUCGGAGUCUUUGCGAGCGUUUCUUCGGCGCUGUUCGGCGCGUAGCGACCACGGUCAUCGAGGGCGUCCCGGGACUCGCUGGAGAGGAAGGGGAGAGAACGUAGUCGCGAUCUGCGCGCGCACGCGGUGUGACCGCGAGGGAGAGGUUAAACGCUCUCGACGGUCGCGGCGUAGAUCGAAUCGGAUCGAAUCGCGGGGGGUGAAGCCCAGGAGACAGGCCCGAAACUCGUACUCUCACGGUGACGAUUACGCCGCGAAACUUGCGUCCAAGUGCCGAGAACGCCAGAAAUAAGGAGGAAUCCCGACGGGUGCACCGGGGUGUCCCCGCGGCGUCUGUCUUCCGCUCUGUUCCGCUCUUCGUGAGUCGGCGGAUGGGUCACGGCACGGUAACUCGUUGACACGUGCUAAAAAUAAUCCCCCGAAUGAAAGCGGGCGCUCCGGCUGUGGCAUGCCGCGGUGAAUAGAAUAUUUAAACGACCACGCGAAAAAGGCGGAGAGGGCGGACAAGGCGGACCGCUCGAGUGUCAAAAUCGCGAGCAAUUGCGAGCGACGCGCGAAAGAAAGGACGAGCCAAGGGAAAGCGCGAGGAAGCGGGACGGAGAGUCGCUACGAGGUUCCUGCGAAGUCCGGCAGAGCGCACCGCUUAGGGGUGUCUUCGUCCAUCUCUGUCGUUCCCCGCGAGUCGGCGGACAGGCCUCGGCACAGAAAUUCGUUGUCACGUGCUAAAAAUAAUCGUCCGAAAGCGAGAAAGGCAGAACCGAAGCGAGCGCACCCAUAGCGUGUGUGCAACAUGUCGAGGAAAAAUCACGGGAUUUAAAGGGCUGCACUCGAGGAGGCGCCUAUAGGGGUCGCGAGCGGGUGGGACAAAGGCCGAAAGAGACGAAACGGGCCCUGCAGGUCAAGGCGGCGCGAGCGAGAGAGAGACGGAGCUACGGCUCGAGCGAGAACAGGAAGGAGAUGGAGAGAGAUAGAGCUCCGGCUGUUGCAACCAUGGAGCGGGUGAGCGAAAUCGUGAGGGCUCUUCAGUGGAGUCGCGGUGGCUUCGACGAGGAUGUCACCGAGAGGAACGAGGAGGCUAAACCCUGUCGCGUCGAGUGCCGCGACCUGGAGGCGUCGCGACGCUUAUACGAUAUUCUGGAGGGUAUUUUACUUUGGAAAAACACCGUUAACAGCAUCUCCGUCGUAGUAGUCUUCAACCUCUUGUUCUGGGGCAUCGUCGUAUUAGAGAUCCGCGGCUUUGCAGCAGCCAGCAGUGCUGCGCUGGUCGUGGUCCUCUGUUACAGCACCCUGGAGGCACAGUCCCGAAAGGAGGACAAAGCACCAGGAACCCCAGUAUGCCGAGCAAAGACCGAGCAAAUUGACAAAAUUGCGCGGAAGGCCAAAACAGCUCUGGAGAGUUUGAAACAACUGCGAAAGGAACAGCCUGGUGCAUUUUGCGUAGCAGUUUGCAGCGUCUCUCUGGGACUUUGGCUCAUUGGACGUGCCAUAGAUGGUGUAUUGCUUGCGUAUACAAUAUGUAUGAGCAUUUUAUUGGGGCCUGCACUGUUAUUGCAAAUUCCACAUAGAAUUACAUCUCCUAAAGAAUGGGACAGCGAGAUAGAAGAAUUUCUACCAGCCGUCACCGAGGACAAUUUCCAAGUACUAAAGCGAGCAGGAGAAUCGGGAGAUAAUUCUCUGACACCACCUGGAGUAACUCCUGCAUCUCAGAUCGAUCCAUUUGACGACGAAGAGCUCAUCGGGUUGAAGAUGCCUUCCCACGAGGAGGGCAGCACGGACGGGCUGGAGUUGUCCGAACUGGAGCUAAGUACUGGGGACGCUGAAGUGGAUGGCAUAAAGUUUCGCAGUGGUCACUUCGAGAGAAGUUCCUCCUCCGAGGAGGAAGCCGAGCUGCAGCCUGAGGCCAAAAAACUGCCCAGCCACAGUGAGGACAGCGACAGUGAAUUCGAGAUAAUAGACAGCCGCGAAGUAGCCGACGACGCCUGAUGGCUUGCUCGUGAAGGAGAGAUCCUGACAUCGGCGCGUACCGAGCUGGUACGCAGAUUCGCUGGCUGCCUCGACGCUAACAAGGGAGAGUGUCGGCGUCGUCGAGCAAUUCUCGCGGGGAUUGGAAAGGCGAGGUUACGAAAAACCACCGUUUGUUUCUCCUUUAAUGCAUAUAUGUACACACACAUAUAUAUAUAUAUAUAUAUAUAUAUAUAUUCUUUCUUAACCUUUAUGGCACUUUGAAGCAGCCAAAGGCACUUUUCAAUGACAAGUUAGGCUCUCCUGACUGGUCUUUACUGUGCCAGAUGCUUCCCUUGUGAAGCAGAGUUUUAUACGCGAAUUUUCCUGGACUAAAAACGUGGAUUGCAUGCGAGAUCCUAAGGGAUAUUCGUAAUUCGAGGCGAUUUUUAAAACAGUGGCUUAAUUAAGGCAUUAUUCAAAGAUUAGGCUUUACUACAAACAGAUCGCAAGUCUUUGAUGACGAAUCUUUUUUAGUUUUUGCGUUGUAAUUAGCGAAUAGGCUUUCCCAAAGAGCCAAAAGCAACCUUUCUCGUCUUGGAGAUACGAGGCAUGUAAAAAUGAAAUUUAUAUCUUAUAUUCGUAAUGGCUCAUUGAUUUCUACAUCCUAAGAAGUAACCCAUUGUACAAGUGAGUGUUUUCUGAGAAUCUUCUAUCUCCUUAUUUAUCACAAUUUUAAACGAAAAUCAAAAUUAAAGAUUUCAUUUACGCGAGGAAUAAGAACAGUUGUAUUCAGUUGAUGGGAGAAUUUCAAAACAGCUUAUUUGACUCUUCAUUUCAACUGCUAGUUUCACAUAUAUGACUGGAUAGAGAUAAUAUCACGAGGAAUUAAAAAUUAACGAGCACCUGAUUGCCCUGGAAGGUCAUCUACCAUACACCUGGAAGUUGGUGAGCUGUGCUCCGAAAUCCUAACCUCUGCUCCUCGACUGACAGUCUUCCAUCAUUGAAUCCUGCAGUGUGUAAUUUUUUUCACUUCGGCUCUCCAAUAUCUCGAUGAUCCGUUGGCCGGCGAUUGAGACUGUCGAAAGAUAAAAUUAAAAAUCGCCAAUGGGGAAAACUGUAUAUUUGUAUGGAUAGUCUCGAGCAAUCUCGAGCAAUCUUAUAAAGGUGUACAUUGAUGCGUUUCAACGUCUUGAGAUCGUGACGUCAGGUGAACCCUGCGGUGGACCCGUACACAUCGAAACGCUUAUAGAUAAAAUUUAUUUAUAUAUAUACACAUAUAUUAAAAAAAUAUAUAUAUAAUAUUUGAGAUAAGUAGUGAAAAUCGUAUUUAAUAUUUUUAAACAACCGACAGGAUCAUGUCCCUUAUCGAAACAAGGUGGGAUAAUAGAAAAGAGUUCACACAUGAAAUGUACAAUAAGAGAUCUUGAAGUGGA